Messenger RNA from Lolium perenne, 741 nucleotides. RefSeq lists its product as uncharacterized. The record is from RefSeq and is a predicted model, not a curated record. NCBI's taxonomy places the organism in Eukaryota, Viridiplantae, Streptophyta, Magnoliopsida, Poales, Poaceae.
UACAAAAGAGGCAAGCUCCUACCGCUGGGGUUCAUAGACCCAAACACAGUUCAUGAAGUUACGGUUCGAGACUUCGCCAAGGACACAGAGGACAACAUCGUAAUGUUUUUAGAGAAGCAAGCAGACAAAGAGGAUAUAUUCUUUCCCUACAACUUCAAUUUCCAUUUUAUUCUCCUAAUCAUUGAUCUUCACCUUGGAGUCGUAAACGUCAUGGACUCGAAACGUAAAGAAUAUGCGGAAUGGGCGGACAUGGCUGCCAUCCUCCAGAGGGCUUGGAAACGGUUCAUCAAUACUGUUCCGGGUGAAUGGAAACCGGAGCUUACAUUUAGAGAUUACCCUUGUAUGAGGCAGGAAAAAGGGAAUAACUUAUGUGGAUACUACGUCUGCACCUUCAUGCGUGACAUGUCCUGUCCCAAGGGUGGGGAUCCCCAAAUACACCACACUCGUAUGACACGCCUGCGGGACACUCUCAUAACAGCGGAUCAAAUAAAAGCAAUUCAAGAGGAAAUCGCGGGAUUCUUUAUUACCGAGGUCCUUACCCCAGGUGGAGAGCACUAUCGGAAGAUCGUGACGGCGGAGGAUAUUCGUUCAGGAAAAGUUGUAUUGUAAAUAUGCAUGCAUUACGUGUACUGUGUUGACUAUGUCGUGUACUGUUGACGAUGUCUAUAUAUAUUCAUGACGAUUUUUUGUGGUUUCUUGAAUGAUAUAUAUAUGCAUUGCUGAAACUCUGCCGCGGCAAGG